Arachis stenosperma is the source of this 1499-nucleotide messenger RNA. Its product is annotated as mitogen-activated protein kinase kinase 6. The transcript is spliced from 9 exons. Gene Ontology annotation, cellular component: cytoplasm. The coding region runs from base 274 to 1344 and encodes 356 amino acids. Gene Ontology annotation, biological process: protein phosphorylation. Gene Ontology annotation, molecular function: ATP binding; protein serine/threonine kinase activity. The record is from RefSeq and is a predicted model, not a curated record. Lineage: Eukaryota; Viridiplantae; Streptophyta; Magnoliopsida; Fabales; Fabaceae.
UUUACUGUCUCACUCAGUCUCAACUCUCAACGGUCUAAACUCUAUACUCUAGUCUAAAUUCUAAACAAAGUCACACAUGCUCUGCACUAUGACACACCUCAAACCCUAGCUCCUUCCGAUCUACUCACCACAAUUCUGCUUGCCACCGUCCGUGGUCGCCGUGCUGCUCUGCCGUGAUCGCCGUACUGCUUCUCUCCCUCGUCGCCGUUCUGCUCGCCGUUGUCACCGAAAUUCUGGUAGCAUUUCUUUGACACUGAAAUAACGAAGAAACAAAUGAAGAUGAAGACCAAAACACCAUUGAAGCAGCUCAAGCUUGCUGUUCCUGCUCAAGAAACACCCAUCACUUCAUUCCUGACUGCAAGUGGCACGUUCCAUGAUGGAGAUCUGCUGUUAAAUCAGAAAGGACUGCGUCUCAUAUCUGAAGAGAAAGAAUCAAGGCCUUCUGAUGGUAAGGAACUGGAAUUCGAUUUCUCCCUUGAUGACCUUGAGACCAUCAAAGUGAUUGGAAAAGGUAGUGGUGGCGUAGUACAACUUGUUCAACAUAAGUGGGUUGGAAGAUUGUUUGCUCUGAAGGUCAUUCAGAUGAACAUACAAGAGGAGAUUCGAAAACAGAUUGUUCAGGAACUGAAAAUAAACCAAGCUUCACAAUGUCCACAUGUUGUGGUUUGUUACCACUCAUUCUACCAUAACGGAGUUAUAUCGCUUGUCUUAGAAUACAUGGAUCGCGGUUCUCUGGCAGAUGUAGUCAGACAAGUUAAAACAAUUCUGGAACCAUAUCUUGCCGUGGUUUGUAAGCAGGUGUUACAAGGUCUUGUUUACUUGCAUAAUGAGAGACAUGUGAUACAUAGGGACAUCAAACCAUCCAACUUAUUAGUCAAUCACAAAGGGGAGGUGAAGAUUACUGAUUUUGGCGUUAGUGCUAUGUUGGCAAGCUCAAUGGGCCAAAGAGAUACAUUUGUCGGAACUUACAACUACAUGUCGCCAGAAAGAAUUAGUGGGAGCACUUAUGAUUGUAGCAGUGAUAUCUGGAGUUUGGGCUUGGUAGUACUUGAGUGCGCCAUAGGAAGGUUUCCUUACAUACAAUCCGAGGAUCAGCAAUGCUCCCCUAGUUUCUAUGAGCUUCUGGAAGCAAUUGUUGAAAGGCCUCCACCUUCGGCUCCGGCAGAUCAAUUCUCUCCAGAGUUCUGUUCAUUUGUAUCAUCCUGCAUCCAAAAAGAUCCACGGGAUAGAUUGACAUCCUUGGAGCUUCUGGACCAUCCUUUCAUAAAAAAGUUUGAAGAUAAAGAUCUUGAUCUUGGAAUUUUAGUAGAUAGCUUGGAGCCCCCUGUAAAUUUUGCUAGAUAAAGAUCUUAAAAUGCAAUGUGUAAAAUUUGUACUUGACCAUCAUAACUCUUGAAACAGUUCAUGAAAACUUCUCGUCCGUGAUGCUACAAUAGAAAUAUAUAUCCGUGUCAGUUUUGAGAUUGUUAACUUCAAUUAUAAUUUCAUUAAACUUAUUU